Danaus plexippus (monarch butterfly) is the source of this 1482-nucleotide messenger RNA. Its product is annotated as small glutamine-rich tetratricopeptide repeat-containing protein beta-like. The record is from RefSeq and is a predicted model, not a curated record. Gene Ontology annotation, biological process: post-translational protein targeting to endoplasmic reticulum membrane. The transcript has a single exon. Gene Ontology annotation, molecular function: molecular adaptor activity; protein binding. Gene Ontology annotation, cellular component: TRC complex; membrane. NCBI's taxonomy places the organism in Eukaryota, Metazoa, Arthropoda, Insecta, Lepidoptera, Nymphalidae. The coding region runs from base 125 to 1015 and encodes 296 amino acids.
UUUGUCAAUGACUUGUCAUAUUAGAGCUGAGGAAUUAACUAUCGUCAGAUCCAAGAAGCAUAUUAGGAAAUUGAUUGAAUUUUAAUUAUAUACUCUUUAUUUUACGAUAUUCAAAGAUAUUAAAAUGUCAGAAAUAAAAAUAGUCGCGGCGAGCAUAAUAAAUUUUUUAAAACAACAGCUCGAAAGCGACUUGCUAAGUGCCGACUCGAGAGAGAGCGUGGAAGUUGGCGUACAAUGCAUUGAAACCGCAUUCGAAUUGACUCCAGAAGAACUAUCCAAAGGCGUCGACCUUCUCCAGCUCGUGAAAAAACAGCGAGGAGGGGCGACUCCGGCCGAUCGUGUAGAAGCUGAAAAACUAAAAAACGAAGGUAACGAAUUCAUGAAAGCCGAGCGUCACAAGGAAGCCCUGGAAAAGUAUAGCCGUGCCAUCGAACUUGAUCCUCAGAACUCGGUUUUCUUCUGCAACCGAGCAGCAGCACAUUUCAAACUCGGGGAACACGAGUCCGCCGUAGCCGACGCCAUGGCUGCCUUAGCGCUGCAACCCAACUACGGUAAGGCCUACGGACGACUGGGAAUCGCUCUCACGGCGCUCGACAGGCACACGGAGGCACGCAACGCCUUCGCCCGCGCCGUGCAGCUGGAACCGGACAACGAUAGUUACAAGGAGAACCUCAAGAUGGCGGAGGAAAGACUGGCCGAGCGCGGGGAACGACCGCCGCUCGACUUGGGCGGGCUGCUGCAGAACCCGGCGCUCCUCAACAUGGCCACCGAGAUGCUCUCGGAUCCGAACAUGCAGCAUCUCAUCUCGGGUCUGAUGACGGCCAACACUGCGGGGGCUGGGGGCGGCUUGGGCGGCCUGCUCGGCUCGGACGCCGCACUGGCCCCGUCGCUGCUGGAGGCGGGCCAAGCCCUGGCGCAACAGAUGCAAGCCGCAAACCCGGAGCUCGUGGAGCAGCUAAGGAGACAAGUGCGUCCGCCCGGGGCGCCCGGCAACCAGCCGCCACACCCACAGUGAACCGCAUCCUCUCCUCUCAUAUAGCUACAGCAGCUGUGACCCAUUUCCAUAUUUAUAUAUCUAAGACAAGAAAUUAUAUCCUGUGGUUAUUUUAAAACAUGUUUAUUGUUAUAUAUUUGCUUUGUGCAUUCGAUCCAUCCCGGAUUGACAGAGUUAAUAUUCAACAACAAAAUUUUAUUUUGGGAUAAAGUUUUAUUUAAGAAGAAUUAUUAUAAUUAAACAAUGUUAUGGACGAGAGAGAUGUCGAGAAGACACAUCAGUAGUUAGGUAAUAAAUUUUAUAGUAAAGUGUGGGAACAGAAGAGUGUUCAUGUAAGAUACCGGGCUAUCCUGGGUAUCACAUUUAGAAAACAAAAGAAAAAUUAAAAAUAAUAGGGAUUGGAGGAUUGGUCUCCGUCUCGAGGAAACCAACACGAGUCUAGCUAAGAUUUAAAUAAUUGGUUUUAAUAAUAAACAUUUUUGAAAAUA